Molecule: messenger RNA, 1851 nt
Organism: Amphibalanus amphitrite
Lineage: Eukaryota; Metazoa; Arthropoda; Thecostraca; Balanomorpha; Balanidae
Exons: 4
Coding region: 206-730 (174 amino acids)
Source: RefSeq, a predicted model, not a curated record
GGCAGUUCCGACCGUGAGGGCUGACGGACCCCCGUGCAGGUGACGGUACGCGAGGUGCGAGUCCUCCGUGGGAGAGUGCAGAGCGCCGGCUGCCGAGAGGCGUCUGAUGAAUUAGAGCAGCUGUUUGUGCGAAAGACUCGUGAAGUUUCUGAGUUAAACGCACGGGACUGAGCGUUGAGACGAACUGUGUCAGUGUCAGUCAGCCAUGUCGCUCCCAACAAUACCGGAUAUGGACGAGACCUUUGAUAGAGCAGAGCUUCCUAGCCCUGAAGUAAAACAGCUGCAUGACAGUCUGAUACAAGAUCUGUCGACAGUGCUACCGGAGCCGGACUACUCGGACUCGGAGGAGGAGGUGCGCCCUGUCGCCGGGAGCCCCAUGACCUCAGACAGCGCGCUCGCCACCCGCCGGCCGUCCGCCGGACCCCACUGCAGCAUGGCCGGACCGCAGCAGCAGCUGCACAGGGAGCUCGCCUUCAACCAGAAAAUCGGUAAGAACCUGCUGGGUCAGAAGACGGAGCUGCAGAAGGCGAUGGAGCGUCACCGCGACCAGCAGCAGCGCCGGCAGCAGCAGACAAGUCGGCACAACAACCGCAGCAGCUUUGAGAUGGUCAUGGAGCAGCGUCUGUCGCGCGCUGAGCCCAGGGCCGCGCCGGCUGCCUCAUCCGAGAGCACACCCGAGUUCCUCCAGGUGCACGCGCGCAUGAGGUCAAAGCUGAACGCCUCCUCGUGAGGGAGCGGCUGCAGCUGAAGGAACGCUCCGGUCGAGUUGCCGCUGCGCUGUGUUCUGGUGUGGAAUCCGCUGGACGGAGGGAGGGCAGAGCGACCCGGCCGGACCAGUCGAGCCCGCGGGAGAGAGGGCAGCGCUGUAGUGCAGUCGCAAAGUAGGCUGUAGCGAUCUGCGCCCGUCGUGAUCCCGGCCGACGGGUCAGUUCGGCCCGGACCGGCUUCUGUAACAGUUGUCGUCUCGUCAGUAUUUUAAGCGGCGCGGUAUUGUCGAAGUGUUCACUGAGUGACGGGUCCGGCUGGUAUCCGGGAGGCGAUGCCUGAGCACCGGAACGUCUGUAGCAGACCGACGUCUUGAAGCGACGGAGCGACGUCUAUGACCGACCAAGUCUGCGAGGGAUGGACUGACGCCUGUGAGGGACCGAUGUCUGUAGUGGACCAACGUCUGGGAGGGCCUGACCGACGUCCAAGAGGGACGGACCGUGGCGUUAGACCAACGUCCGACAGGGACGACGCGACGUCUGGAAGGGACGGACCGACGUCCAAGAGGGACGGACCGACGUCUGAGUGACGAACUAACGUCUAAGAGGGCGGAUCCAGGUGUACGAGGAAUGAAUCAACGCCUGCAAUCAACGGACCGACGCGCUUGUAACGUCUUACGGCGUACGGACUGACGUCUUAAAACAACGGGGUGGUGUCUGGGAGACGGCCCGAACCACAACAGCACGACCGACGUUCUAAAUCGGCCAACGUGUGAGAGGGAUAGGGCGACGCCUGAGAGAGCUAGGCGUCUGAGAGGGAUAGAAAGACGCCUGAGAGAGUUAGGCGUCAGAGAGGGAUAGAAAGGCGCCUGAGAGGAUUAGGCGUCUGAUAGAGAUAGAACAAUGCCUCUAAGGGAUAGAGUGACGCCUGAGCCGGAUAGAGUAGCGUCUGAGAUGGACCGACGUCUGGGGCGACGACCAACGAAGGAGGGGAUGAUAGUCGCCUUACAAAGUACAUUUACGUGUAGCUGAGCCGUGAGACGUAGCCAGCAUCGCAUUAUACCUGCUCUUGUUAUAUUGUGCUGACAUGUGUACAAAUGUUCUGUCAAUAAGCCGCCUUUUGUAAAUAUACACCGAUGGAAAGAUC